This is a messenger RNA of Zingiber officinale, 420 nucleotides long. RefSeq names its product mannose-specific lectin-like. NCBI's taxonomy places the organism in Eukaryota, Viridiplantae, Streptophyta, Magnoliopsida, Zingiberales, Zingiberaceae. The coding region runs from base 1 to 420 and encodes 139 amino acids. The transcript has a single exon. The record is from RefSeq and is a predicted model, not a curated record.
AUGGCUUCCCUUGUCAUGCUCUCUGCUGCUCUCCUCCUCGGCCUCUUCCUGCCUUCCUCCAUGGCCAACAACGUUCUCUUUGGCGGUGACAGGCUGAACACCGGCGAAUCCCUCAGAGAAGGGAACUUUAAAUUCACCAUGAUGUCCGACGACUGCACCCUGGUGCUGAACGACAACGACCAGACCGUGUGGUCCUCCCCCACCAACGGCCUAGGCAACAACUGCUUCGCCCAGUUGCAGAACAACGGCAACCUCGUCAUCCGCAACGACAUGACCAGGUUGUUUGGUCGAGCAACACCGCCGGCGAGGAGGACAACUACAUCCUCGUCCUGCAGAACGACGGCAGCGUCGUCAUCUUCGGCCGCUCUAUAUGGUCCAUCCCCCCCGGUUCCAACACCGCCACUUCCAAAGGCGCCGUGA